Molecule: messenger RNA, 4077 nt
Organism: Serpula lacrymans var. lacrymans S7.9
Lineage: Eukaryota; Fungi; Basidiomycota; Agaricomycetes; Boletales; Serpulaceae
Exons: 20
Coding region: 1-4077 (1358 amino acids)
Biological process (GO): intracellular signal transduction
Molecular function (GO): guanyl-nucleotide exchange factor activity
Source: RefSeq, a predicted model, not a curated record
AUGUCCACUGCCAGACCUGUAAACCGACCUCCCCCGCCUGGAGACGAAGAUCUACAACACUUGUAUGAAGAAGUAUGGCGUAUUUUCGGUGAAGAAUCGCCAACGGCCGAGCGCUCGCCAAUAAGUGCAGAGGUGGGUCGCACUACAUCGACAGGCUCCACUACAUCUUCUGCUCAGACAGGGUCACUUGGUCGCAACAUAUCGGCAACGACUUCUGCUACUACCAAUAGUGAUGAUAUUCGCGAUCCCUACAGUAAAGUUAGUUCGCCAUUAGCGCCAGUAAUCGAUAGGACGAACUCCACCACUUCAUAUGGAUCUGCUGCACUCGGUGCGUCGACUGUCUACCCAUCCACUCAGAUGUCCUUCCAGGAUUCGUACACGGAUUCGGGUAGCGGCCAUCUUCGAGGUAGCUUGGACUCCCUUGGGCGUCGCAAUGGUGAUUACGAGCGUACCGUGUCAACGAAAGGUCCUCUGGCGGCGGACGAACAAGUCUAUGACGACGACGACGAUUUCAUGUAUUCUGAAAGCGAGGACCCUGAUCCGGAUCGUUUCGUCAAUUUCGCUUUAUUGUCACACUUGGCUGUUCGAUUGCGUGACAAGGUCCCAAGAGGUACGCACGUCAAAAGCAGCAUCCCAUACCCUCGUGCAUUUACGGGCAAGGAUAUUGUGUCCACCAUCCAGUCACAAAUACAACGCGAAUUGCUCAUCAACCAUGGUGUGUCGACCACUAAUCGUCGUGCAGCGCUUCAAGUAGCACGUAGUUUACAACAACAAUUAUUCUUCUACGAGGUUGAAUGGGGCGAUCGACCUUUACAGGACGGAGUAGAAGAUGUUUAUAUGUUCUUGGAUGAUCAAGAGGGAGGUGCAUCGGAUGCACACCCGGAGAGAGAAGAGCUCCCUACGGCGGUUGUCACCAUGUUGACGAAGUGCUACGCGUCUGGUUGUACUGAAGGAGAACCUUGUUAUUCUUAUGCUUGUCCUCGCAAAUCAGGAGAAUGGAUAAAGACCAUAGACCCUGCUAUAUUGAAGACUCUUCCAGACAGUGAAAUUCAUCGCCAGACUAUUAUCCACAAGACUAUAAGUCAAGAAGAGCAGUAUGUUCAAGAUCUUGAGAUGGUGGAGACGCUCUUCAUUAAGCCAUUGCGGAAGGCAGUGGUCAUGGACUCGUCUAAACUCGAUGCAUUUAUCGAAGAUGUCUUCGGGAAGAUCCUAGAUCUUCGUGAAUGUAACAAGCGCUUGCUGGAGGCCAUGUACGUGAGACAACGAGAGCAGGCCCCCAUCAUACAGAGAAUCGGUGAUGUUUUCCUGGAGGCAGCGACAGAGUUCCGCUAUGCGUACCCGACAUACGUUGGGCAUCUACCUCUGGCCGAGAAACGGUUGAAGGACGAGAUUGAAGUUAACUCUGAAUUCCGGCUUUUCCUUGAGAAAUACCCUAUUGCACUUGAAGCAAUCAUGAAUGAAACAACAGAGGGCAACCCGGACGCCGAUUAUUUGGCAGAAGCUAUCCAUGCUAUAAAAAAUCUCCAGGGUACAGCCCAAUUACAAACAUUCCAAACAGCUAUGGGACGUGGUCCUACCGGGAAAUGGGAAUGGCAUGAUCUUGUAUCAAAAGAUCUUAGGGAGGGACUAUCAAAGCAAGAGGCGAAACGUCAAUCUAUUAUCUUUGAACUUAUCAAGGGAGAAAUGGCUUAUGUCAAGGAUUUAGAGAAUAUCAAAAUUAUGUAUAUCGACUCACUUCACGAGCAAGACCCUCCUAUCAUCUCCCGUGAUAGAUUGGACACGUUCAUUAACGAUGUUUUCCAUAACUUCGCUGAAUUACAUGCCCAUCACUUGAAGCUGGUCAACAAAUUCCACGACAUUCAACGUGAAGAACAUCCCGUCAUCAGGAGUAUUACAGCGCCUAUGUUUGACGCGGUCUUGAACUUUAGGGAUGCAUAUAUGGAAUACGUCCCUAAUUAUCCCAUAGCAGCAUAUCGGAUAGACGACGAGAUGGCUAACAAUGUCCAGUUCAAGCUUUUCGUUGAUCAAUGUGUUCGGCAUCCUGAUGCUCACCGCCUGGAUAUGAAAAGUUUCAUCAACCGUCCAAUUCCUCGUUUACUUCGCUACGAACUACUUCUGAAAGGAAUUUUGGAAGAGACACCCACUGGGCACGAUGAUCGCGAUGAAAUACCACACGUGCUUGACCUGAUCAAGUCUCUCGGCAAAGAGACAGAGCCAGGUGUGCAGUCGGCCAAACAGAAAGUGCAGCUGUGGUGUUACAAUUCGAACAUUGUUUUCAAACCUGGGGAGUCCGUGGACAUGGACCUACUCAAUGAAAAUCGCUCACUUAUCCACGUUGGCAAGCUGUUACGCCAACCGGACACAGGUUUCGAAUGGAAUGGCUGGAGUGAACUAUUUGUCCUUCUAUUUGACAACUAUUUGGUGAUGACCAAAACCAAAGAAAGGGAUGGAAUCGUGAAAUACCACGUAAACAGAAGGCCCAUACCUUUGGACCUCUUAACACUGGCCAGCUUUACUGACCCUCCGACACAACGUAGUGCAGGCAUAUUACGCAUUGGAUUAGGAGGGGGUCGCCAUAACGAUCAAGCAGUUCCGAAUACACCAGGUAGCGCCCUACCUGAAAGUGCAGGGGAUUCCCGAGCUGUUUAUCCUUGUACCAUUCACCAUAAUGGAAGGCUAGGCGGCUUGUACACACUGUACACAGAGUCAACGCAGGCACGUACUGAAUGGAAGCAGAAGCUAGACGAAGCCCUCGGUCUCCGAAAGGUGGUGCAAGAAUCGAAUAAGGUAUUUGAAAUCGAGACUUUAAGCACCGACACUUUCCUUGUGCCGUCAAUUGCUGCGGGAGCAUCAACUCCUUCCUGGAAUUACGAGAACUCGCUCACAGGAAAAGUCACUUGCUCGGUACCGUUUACCACGGCGGAUGGUCGGGCUCUCGUUGCCAUUGGCUGCGCCGAAGGUGUAUGGAUAGGUUUCCGACAUGAUUCCAAAUCCAUGCGACGCGUUCUACAUCUCAAACAGGUGACACAAUGCGCAAUGCUCGAAGAUUUUGGCAUGUUCCUAGUUCUCGCGGAUAAGUCCCUCUUUGCGUAUCACAUUGAAGCUCUUGUUCCGUCGUCUCCUCAAAGUGCCCAUACUUCACAAACGCCUCAGAAAAUCAAUGGCACCCGAGAUGUACAUUUCUUCAGCGUAGGCAAUUUAGGGGGACGAACUCUCGUUAUAUACAUGAAGAAGAAAGGACUUGACAGCGUCUUCCGUGUGCUGGAACCUGUGGUUGGCAAAAUCAAUGAAAGGAACAAACCACCGCUUUCCUUCACGUCUCGCUUUGGAAUAAGGACUCCGCGGUCAGAAUGGUUCCGUCUCUACAGGGAAUUCUUCUUGCCUUCGGAAUCGUUCGACUUAAUCUUCCUCAAAGCCAAAAUCGCUAUCCUCUGUACCAAAGGGUUCGAGAUCAUGGACUUGACUGAUUUCAAGAGUGUGACUAUCCCGCUACGCGACGAUGCUCGCUAUGAGAGAUUAGCAAAGCGUUGUGAAUCAUGCAAACCAAUAGGAAUGUUCCGUGUAGAUAACGAGUUCCUGCUUUGUUAUGAUGAAUUUGGUGUUUAUGUUGACAAACACGGAGAGCCAAGCCGUAUUGGUGGCACGAUUGAAUGGGAGGGUACUGCCGAACGCGUAGCUUUACACGCACCAUACGUUCUACUGUUCGACUCCCGCUUUAUCGAAGUGAGACAUCUCUCUACCGGCCGCCUCGCACAGAUCGUUCCAGGUAACGAGAUACGUUGUAUAUGGGAUGGUCGUGGGGCAAGCUCAGGAGAUGGACCUGCCACUUUGGAAGGAUUCCACGAUGGCAUGAAUCUCGAUGCACGAGUGCACGGUGUCAUGAACGUGACAGAGUCAACUCCAGCUGGUUCUGGGAUCAGACCUCGCGCUGUAGCACAGCAAGUGUUUGAGCUGAUGCCGACGAUACCCUUGUACCUGCCCGGUUCGCUGGCUUCUCCCUCAAACUCGGCAUACUUCGCUCAGCCAGCUUCGCCGCCGCGGUCGCCGCGCCUCACACCUAUCCAAACAUGGAGAUGA